Molecule: messenger RNA, 1725 nt
Organism: Dothidotthia symphoricarpi CBS 119687
Lineage: Eukaryota; Fungi; Ascomycota; Dothideomycetes; Pleosporales; Dothidotthiaceae
Product: glycoside hydrolase family 17 protein
Exons: 3
Coding region: 1-1725 (574 amino acids)
Biological process (GO): carbohydrate metabolic process; cell wall organization
Cellular component (GO): extracellular region; fungal-type cell wall; cell surface
Molecular function (GO): glucan endo-1,3-beta-D-glucosidase activity; 1,3-beta-glucanosyltransferase activity
Source: RefSeq, a predicted model, not a curated record
AUGCGCGUCAACUCCUCUCUCUUGGCCUCUACGGCUCUCCUAUCCACUGCCAGUGCAGCCCUCAAGGGAUUCAACUACGGCGCCCAGUUCAACAACGACGCCGCGAAGACGCUCGUUGACUUCCAAUAUGAAUUCAAUGCGGCCAAACAACUUCCUGGAACCGAUGGUUGGACCAGCGCCCGUCUGUACACCAUGAUUCAGCACGGCACCGCAAACACAGUGAUCGAGGCGAUCGAGGCCGCGAUCAACACCAACACCACACUUCUUUUGGGGAUGUGGUGCUCAGCCGGUCAAGACGUAGUCAACAACGAGAUUGCUGCUCUCAAAUCAGCCAUAGCGCAGUACGGCACAGCGUUUACCGAUUUGGUUGUUGGUAUUUCAGUCGGCAGCGAAGACCUCUACCGCGUUACCCCCACGGGAAUCGAGAACAAGUCCGGAGCAGGUGCCCAGCCGAACGAGUUGGUCAACUACAUCCAACAGACCCGCGCUGCCAUUAGCGGUACCGCUCUUCAAGGCACACCAAUCGGCCACGUCGACACAUGGACUGUUUACACCAACUCCAGCAACAAUGCAGUCAUCUCUGCUGUGGACUUCAUUGGAAUGGAUGCGUACCCAUAUUUCCAGACCACUAUGGCCAACAGUGUCGAGGGUUCUACUCAGCUCUUCUUCGAUGCGUAUGAGCAGACCGCCGCUGCUGCUCAAGGCAAGCCUGUUUGGGUUACCGAGACCGGAUGGCCCGUCUCCGGCGAGACUUUGAACCAAGCCGUGCCCAGUGCGGAUAAUGCCCGCAUCUACUGGGAGGAUGUGACCUGCCAACUUGUCAAGGACAACGUCAACCUUUUCUACUACAUCCUGCAAGAUGUUCAGAUGGGCAACCCGGUCCCGUCCUUCGGCAUUAAGCCCGCAGGUGAUCUCCUGCAGGUGCAGCCACUGUUCGACCUGUCCUGCCCUGCGAGUGCCAAAUCUUCCACACAUUCGCUCGUACAUUCAUCAACCUGGGCUAUACAGUCCUGUGGUUGGAAUGCACGGGCUAAUGGACAUGCAAAGACGUCAACGACUGUAAGCCCAUCGGCGACUACCGGCGGGAGUAUGAUUGGGAUAUCGACGAGCACUGUAUCUUUGAGUACGAGUAAGAGGGGGUGUUCUACCGAUGCUGUGAUCGCACCCAACUCGCCGACACCGACUGAAGCAUCUGCGGUUGCUUUGUCACUUGAAGAUCUACCAAUUCCCAGCACCGAUCCUACAGGCCUCCAAGGCGCCUUCGAAGCGCCUCACUUUAUUAUUCCCAUAGACAAGGCGAACCCGAAGAACGUUAUGGGAAAUAGUUACUUGGCUCAGCUGUCCACUACCAUUUCCACUGUUUUCAUCUUCGAUGUUCACCCCGAGCAUCAGGGCAAAACCUGCAGCCUUGCUUUUUACAUGCCGCCACCGUUUCCCUUUACAGACCUCGCACCAGUCAAGAUCCGAUCGCCUGGAGGUAUCAGUGUAUCUCGUCUGGGAAGUCAAACGGCCUUGGCGGACGUUAGUGGUGGCGGUGUUGGCACUCUCAGUACAGUGGGUAGCGUGUCUUCUAUACAGGCUGGCAGUCAGUACAACGUUGUCAGUCUGCCUUGCGAAGCUGGACAGAGGGUUGCGUAUCAAGUCGACUCUUCUGGCGGCUUGUCAAUGGACUUCUUUCAGAUGACUUCACCUCCGCUAGGUCUCUUCAUGUCGGUGCUAGGCUGA